AUGGAUGAGCUUUGCCGAAUGGCUAAUUACCGCCCGGAGGAAAUCUUCGCGGGACCUCUUCCGCAUGUUCAGCACGAUGAAAGUUUGGCUUGGGGUUGCUUUGACUCGAAUGACUGGUCGGAAACGUUAUUCAAAUUCAUGGUAGGGCUGUAUUCUGAUGGUUUACCAGAUCUGAACUGGUUUCUUAAUAUUGCUGCAUCGCCCUGCUCUCCAACUCUACUCGCUCCUAAGAAGAGCUCACCAACGGUGCCCAAAAAGAAGCGGAAAUCGUAUCAUCCAAAUCAUCACGUUAUCGAUCCCUCCGCUCAAGUCGACUACUAUGCUACGAAUCUGAAGCCUCCGUUGAGCUACGCACAACUGAUAAUGGAUGCGAUGGCCGAGCGACAAGUGGACAAGAUCACUUUAUCUGAAAUUUAUGAUUAUGCUGCGAGACGAUACGCAUACUAUAGGAGUUCUAAAGGCCCCUGGAAGAAUUCAAUACGGCAUAACUUAUCCUGCAAUCAGCUGUUCAAAAAAGUGCCGAGGAAAAGUGGAGAGAAAGGAAAAGGAUCGUAUUGGUCUCUCAAUGAUGCUAGUUCUCACGUCUCGUGUAAGAAAACCAAAACCAAGGUUGAAGCAGAAGAAAAUAUUUGCAAAUCCACAUCUCGUGUUAACACGGCAGUCCUCCACUACAUGGAUUCACUACGAAGUCAAAGAAGAGCUAUUGCUCCACAUGAUAUCUCCCUCCUUGACGAUGGCGAAUCAGUUUUCGACGACCAAGUCCUUAUAAAUUACGAGGGAAACUCGUCAUCGGGCUCUUCGGUACAGAUGGAACGCUCCGAGUCUUCUUAUACAGACGUUGGAUUGUCAUCCGACGAAGGAUUACAAAGCGACUAUAGCUGGCAUAGUGAUAUGGGCCAUUAUGAUCUCGAUGGAAUGGAUGCGGUGCCCAUGGUAGGACAAUUCGAAGAAUUUCAAUGUAAUACUUUUGAUAUCGAUCCUAACACACCUCCACAGUGGCAGGAUGUCGAUCAGUAUUACGACGAACUAAUGCGAUUAGAGGGAGAGGACAACUUAUAGCUCGAUUUUAACACACUUGUAUGCUUUCAAAACUGUGCUCUAGUGCUCAUGUGCAAUGUUUUUCUUCUCGCCUAUGGCUCGUUUAAACACACAUCUGUUCGUUUUUGAUCACUUGCAGACGCACGUGUCUAGUCGUUUUUCUGUGCCACAUCACAUCGGUUUCUUUCAUUCUUUCAUUCCAGUCAGC
Molecule: messenger RNA, 1246 nt
Organism: Cylicocyclus nassatus
Lineage: Eukaryota; Metazoa; Nematoda; Chromadorea; Rhabditida; Strongylidae
Source: the annotation of a GenBank genome assembly